GAUUUUAAAGAAUACUUUAGUAAAUGGGAAAAUGGAAAAGUUCUAUUAGGAACUUCAUUAUCAUGGCUCGUAUUAGAUAUAGCCUUUUACGGCAUAGGAUUGAACAAUGCGAUCAUCUUGCGAGCUAUUGGAUUUGGGGGUGGUGAAGACACCUAUUCAAUUCUUUGGAACAUGUCUGUUGGCAACAUUAUCAUCACCAUGUUAGGCACGAUUCCAGGAUAUUGGUUUACCGUUUUGCUAGUAGAUAGAUGGGGUCGUAAAAAGAUUCAACUAAUGGGAUUUAUAGUUCUUACUGUGUUAUUUGUGGUUUGGGGAUUAAGUUAUCAAUAUAUAAAACAAAAAAUGGCUCUAUUCGUUACCAUAUUCUCAUUAUGUCAGCUAUUUCAAAAUUUUGGACCUAAUGCAACGACAUUUGUCGUUCCAAGUGAAGUUUUUCCUACGAGAUACCGAUCCACCGGGUAUGGUAUAUCAGCUGCAUCCGGAAAACUUGGUGCAAUUAUAGCACAAGUAGGAUUCAUUCAACUCAAAGAUAUCGGCGGCAAGAACGAGUUUGUGGAUCGUUUAAUUUUAAUCUUUGCAUUCUUCAUGUUUCUUGGAAUUUUUUCAACGUUGUGGAUACCUGAAACAAAUAAAAAAACGCUAGAAAAGUUAUCAAAUGAGCAUCCACGAAUAGUUGUCAAUAGAAAGCAAACGCAAAAGA
This is a messenger RNA of Racocetra persica, 700 nucleotides long. The record is from the annotation of a GenBank genome assembly. NCBI's taxonomy places the organism in Eukaryota, Fungi, Glomeromycota, Glomeromycetes, Diversisporales, Gigasporaceae.